This is a messenger RNA of Porites lobata, 2959 nucleotides long. Lineage: Eukaryota; Metazoa; Cnidaria; Anthozoa; Scleractinia; Poritidae. The record is from the annotation of a GenBank genome assembly.
AUGCCCACCUCACGUUUUGCAGUUUUCUUCUCUUUGGUCGUUUUUCAGGGCCUGCAUCACGUUGCGUGCGGUAAGUUAAUAAACUGUCCCAGUGUUAAUCAAACGCUUAAGUUUUGAUUUUUUGUUAGCAAGAAUGGCGUUAGGUCACAAGGAGUUCACCUACUACUGCUCCUUUGCCUAACGCUUACUGCACAAAUAAUUAACUUUCUCCUAAUAGCGGAGUUCUUGAGAAAUCACUGAGUGCUAAUUAAUUGAUUUUGCACGGUAUAGUAACACUCAAUGGAGUGUAGUAAAACUACGCAAAAGUGAGAAAACUCGCGUUUGCCAUUUAAAAGGUUUCAGUUUCACUCAAGAUUAAGCUGAAAUGAGUUAUCAUUCACAAUAAUGAAUUUCUUGACGAGGAAUCCAAAAAACUAACAUUAUUUAUUCGCCCCUUUUAAAAUUUGUUUGCCUAAAGAAAUUUGCAUGACCAUUGUUUCCAAUUCCUCUCAGGUAUUACAGUCGUCUCAAAAUAAAUAGAAAACUUGUUUAAGCAAGGUUUUGGGGGGCAAAUGAGUUGUAGUAUUAUGGGCAAUGCGAAAGUAAGACACUCUCGUUACUUGUGUGAUCACUGUUUGCUUAUAGGGUUAUAGCGCGCCAUUAGAUGCUCGGCUUGUUUCUCUUUCUAUCUUCUACCCUGCUAGCAGAGUCGCUUCGAUCUUUCCUAGAUAAGUCGGGAAAGAGGAAGCGACUUAUCUAGGAGGAUUGAAGGAGAGUCUGUUCGCAGGGUAUCUAUCUUCGUACCCUACCUGAAAAUUAUGGGCAAAGGACACUUAACACUAAACCCCAUUCAGACCCUCUACAAGGGGUUUUGUUUUCAGUGGUUUAGCAAUAAUUUUACCCCCCUCCCCUGACACGCUCCUGUAAAUGGACGGUAAACCACUAGGCAGGGCUCUGAUCUGUGGUUCUAUUUGUCUUUUCUACCACAGGACAGAUUGAUACUGUUGACUACAUAGCGAUCGGUUCUUCUCUGGGACUUGCAGUGUUAAUUUUGACAGUACUUGGCUACUUCUUGUGGCGGGCGCAAAAAAGAAGCGACAUGGGAGCGAACAAAGAAAUGGGACAAGUAAGUUGCGUCAAGAGCCCAUUAUGGCUCUUGGUUGGGUAGCAGUUUUUUUUAUUAAUAUUAUAAUUAAUUAAUAUUAAUAUUAAUAUUAAUUUUAAUAUUUAUUAUUAUCAUUACAAUUGCCUUCUGUAACCUUCUGUACAGUUCUGAAAUAUAAUAGUUAGUAAGUUUAGUUUUGGUUUAGGAUAUUUAGUAAAAUCCAACUAGCGGUCUAUUAUCAAUGCUGCGUUCUUAUUGGUUGAGCUACUACUAGGCUAUAUGUUAUAGCCCACUAGUAGCGAAAAGCCCGGGCUUUUUGGCGGCAAAAUAGGAUUAAAAUCUAGCUUUAACUAGCUAAAUUUUUUUAUUCUCGAUAUUUUUGACCAACUAGUUGGAUUUUACUAAAACAAUUCUUCCUCUCGCCCUCGUGGCCUCUGAGUCAAUAGCCCAUUUGGCCUUCGGCCUCAUGGGCUAUUGACUCAGAGCCCAUUCGGGCUCGAGGAAUAAUUGUUAAAUAUAUGGCGUUAUAUUCCCGCCAAAAUUCAAGCUAUAAAUGCUCGUUUUUCCAAUCCAAUAUUUGACUUCUGUAAUUCAACAUUGCUCAAUCACUAUUCAACAUUCAUAUUUCAAAAGUCAAUAUUCAACUUCUCAAGAUUGCGCAUUGACUUUGUGCAGUUGUGCGAAAGACGCGCGGUUAUUCGAAAAACGCGCGGAGCUGGGGAGAGAGAGAGAGGGCGGUGGAGCCAGUACGCACUCUGAUUGGUUGGUUUUAACAGAGCCCCCUUUUCCAGAUCAAGCCCGUCUUACUUUCGUUUGAUUUAUUUCAUUUCUCUAACGUCCCUACCUCCGAGAGCCUGGAACGGAUGGUCCCUGUCUUUCUUUACUCUAUUUAGUUGACUCUUAAUAACUAUUGACGGACAUUAAGAGAGAAUGAGCUAGAUAGUUCAUUCUCUCUUGCGGACAUCUCUUCACGACGGACACGAAGAUGUCGGUCUUAAGAGAACUGGCUGAGCUUUAAAAGUUUUGAUAGCGUGUCUACUGCGACAAGCGACAAGCGUUAAGGGGAGGAAAGCUGGAGCUAGAAAAUCAUUAAGGUAGCGGAAACAUCAUUGAAACCGUUAAAUGGUAAUGUUGACUCCCUCUUCUGCUUCGGUUUGCAGGAUAACCGUGUUUUUACAAAUGGCAAUGCAGUUGAAGAGGGAAAUGUGCAUGGGAUAAGCAUGAAGCAAUUAUCAACUGCAACCGGCUAAGAACUGAUCAUGCGUAGCUGUUUAACGUUUGUGAAGAAGACUAUUAACGUGUGCAUCACAGUUUGCUCAGUACUCGAUCAGUUCUGUAUACUGAGUGAGAAUAGUAGUUGAACUUUUUUUCCUUUUCAGGCAUGGUGCAAUAGACACAAUGUUACAGUUCUUUAAUAUUUACGGCUGAUCUUAAAAUUCCGGGGGGACUUCCAUAUACAAGUGAGGGGGAUGCUCGUCGGAAAAUUAAAAUUAAACCACUAAGGGAGACCAGUGUGGGUGUAGCUCAGGUGACCCUUAAGCCAAAGGAUAUUUCUGUGUGGUCAGUGUCACGGCAUUUUUUGUAAAUUUCUUCAUGCACAGCCCUAUACGAUACCUGAAUGGGAAAAUAUAGUGACUUUCUGUCCCAAUGUGAGACCAAAAUAUGCAAUUUACAUCCCUAAGCGAGACGAGGAGCAUCCCCGUCACUUUUACAUGGGUGGUUCUCCCCCCGGGGCUUGGAAUCCCGAUUUCUUGAGCCACCUUAGUAAAAGCAAAUUGGUUCCGUAAAAUCGGGGGUAAUUAAAAAAAUUACAGUGUUUCACUGGUCGAAGAAAAAUUAAGGAUGGGUCAAAUUAUUGGGAAUUUUGAAAAACCG